UAACUGCAACUCGACUAGUGAAUCAGAACACUUAAAAUCUAAAAUAUUUUUGCGACAAAAAUGAAUGCGAUAAAUUUUGACGACAUAAUUCUUGGUGAUGAAAUCAGUAAGGGAAGCUUUAUACAAGUAUAUAAAGCCAAAUGGCUCACGAAAGAUGUUGCUGUAAAGAAGGCUGACAGUAACUCAAAUGAUUGUAUCAGAAGAGGAACCAAACAGCUCUUUCGUGCAAACCAUGAGAAUAUCAUAUUUCUACAUGGUACAUCGAUGUCGGGUCCUAAUCUCUAUUUGGUAAUGGAAUACGUGGAUGGCGGAUUGUUAAGCAACUUUUUACAUACCGAAGAGACGAAGUAUGAAGUGCAACAUGUUAUAAACUGGGCGCUCCAGAUCGCCAAAGGUAUUGACUAUCUACAUGACAAGGCAGUGGUCCAUCGGGACAUAAGCCCGUCCAGAAUAUUACUAUGUGAUAAGCAUCGACGUGUAAAGAUUUAUGAUUUCUCUUUCGUAAGACAUCUGGAUACCCUAAUGUCUAGCAAUGUUGGCGAUGCCGCCUAUAUGGCACCAGAGGUUUUCAAUAACGUAAAAUACACCGAAAAAUGUGAUGUUUAUAGCUUUGGCAUUACCCUCUGGGAAAUGCUGGCACGGAAAAAGCCAUUUGAAAAGUAUUGCAAUAGUACGACAAUAUGUGAAAAAGUGGAAACAGGAGAACGACCCUCAUUGGAUGAAUUACAAUUUCACUGUCCCGACAAGAUUCAAGAAUUGAUGACCGGCUGCUGGAGUCCCGAUCCGGACGAACGUGCCUCCAUGAAAGAUAUUAUUGUUGUGUUCAACGAUCAUCAGAAAAUUGUUGAUCUGAGCCUAUAAAUCAAUCGAAACAAACCAUA
Drosophila novamexicana is the source of this 881-nucleotide messenger RNA. Its product is annotated as mitogen-activated protein kinase kinase kinase 7. Gene Ontology annotation, molecular function: MAP kinase kinase kinase activity; magnesium ion binding; ATP binding. The record is from RefSeq and is a predicted model, not a curated record. The coding region runs from base 61 to 861 and encodes 266 amino acids. The transcript is spliced from 6 exons. Gene Ontology annotation, biological process: positive regulation of canonical NF-kappaB signal transduction; JNK cascade; protein phosphorylation. NCBI's taxonomy places the organism in Eukaryota, Metazoa, Arthropoda, Insecta, Diptera, Drosophilidae.